Oldenlandia corymbosa var. corymbosa is the source of this 1608-nucleotide messenger RNA. NCBI's taxonomy places the organism in Eukaryota, Viridiplantae, Streptophyta, Magnoliopsida, Gentianales, Rubiaceae. The record is from the annotation of a GenBank genome assembly.
AUGCGGGCGGCAAUCGGCCCACUUUAUUGUUCCCGCUUUAUAUCAUCUGUAGUACUAACACCCGGCCCACCUUCAUCUCCUCCACCUCGCCCUCACCGUCUCUUUUCAAUUUCACCACCACCAUCAUCACCGAUUGAUUCACGAAAGUGCACAGUCAUCAAUCACGCUUUCAGUACACCACUUGCGAUUUCCGCCGCCGCCGCCAUGUCAGCCGGGAUGACGACUUCUAGUGAUAAUGACAAAACCAUUCCGGCGCAUGUUGUUGGAAACUGGUAUUCCGUGCCGGAGCUCCGGCUUCGUGACCACCGUUUCUCAGUUCCCCUCGACUAUUCUCGCAGCAGUAGUACUAAUCCAAAGAUCUCCAUUUUCGCUCGCGAGGUCGUCUCUGUUGGGAAAGAAGAUCAGUCCCUACCGUACCUACUCUACUUGCAGGGUGGACCAGGGUUUGAAUGUCCGCGACCUACCGAAGCUAGUGGAUGGAUUGGUAAAGCCUGUGAAGAAUUUCGUGUAAUUUUGAUGGAUCAGCGAGGAACAGGUUUGUCUACACCCUUGACACCAUCAUCUUUGUCCCAAUUCAAAUCUGCUGAGGAACAAGCAAACUACCUAUGCCAUUUUCGAGCUGACAACAUAGUUCAAGAUGCUGAGUUUAUCCGGAAAUGCAUUGUUCCUGAUGGUGGACCAUGGACUGUUUUGGGACAGAGCUAUGGAGGCUUUUGCAUCGUGACUUAUUUGAGUUUUGCUCCACAAGGACUAAAACAAGUUCUUAUAACUGGUGGUAUUCCUCCAAUCAGCCCUGGAUGCUCUGCAGAGUUUGUAUAUAGAGCAUGCUUUGAGCAGCUUGUUCAUCAGAAUAAAAAGUACUAUGAGAGGUUUCCUCAGGAUGCCGAAGUUGUUCGUGACAUUGUCAAUUAUUUGGCCGAAUCUGAAGGUGGCGGGGUGGCUUUACCGUCUGGUGGCAUUUUAACUCCCCGAGGAUUACAACUUCUUGGUUUGACGGCUUUGGGAUCAAGCACUGGUUUUGAACGCUUGCACUAUAUGUUGGAGAGGGCGUGGGAUCCAGUUUUAGUUCCUGCAGCUCAGAGGAAAAUUAGUCACUACUUUCUGAAUGAUUAUGAAAGUUGGUUGUCUUUUGACACAAACCCUUUGUAUGCCCUUCUGCACGAGUCCAUAUAUUGCCAGGGUGCUGCAUCACGUUGGGCUGCCCAAAGAAUAAGGGCUGAACACGAAAAUAAUUUUGACGCCAUUAAGGCAGCCAAAGAAGGUCGCCCGGUACUCUUUACUGGAGAGAUGAUUUUUCCAUGGAUGUUUGAUGAAAUACAUGCUUUGAGGCACUUGAAAGAUGCCGCCCAUUUACUAGCGGAGAAGGAAGACUGGCCGCCAUUGUACGACCUCAACUCUCUGAAAAAUAACAAGGUUCCCGCUGCGGCUACUGCAUACUAUGAAGACUUGUAUGUUAACUUUAAGUUGGCCAUGGAAACAGCCUCUCAGAUUGCAGGCAUUAGGCUGUGGAUAACUAAUGAAUACAUGCACUCAGGUCUGAGAGACGGAGGCGGCGUUGUCUUGGAUCAUCUGUUUGGGUUGCUAAAUGGAAAGAAGCCUCUGUUUUGA